AUGAGUUCAAUAUCUAGAACACUUAAAACAACGCAAAGCUCUGAACUUUGUACGGUUGCUGCAGGAUGCUUUUGGGGCGUGGAACACAUGUACCGUAAGCAUCUCAACGAUCGGAUUAUUGACGCCAAGGUAGGCUUCGCUAACGGUACAACCACCAAACCCAGCUACAAGGAUGUAUGCAAUGGAGAUACAGGACACGCAGAGUCUUUACAAAUAUCGUUCGAACCUUCCAAGAUCAGCUACAAAGAAUUGGUGGAGUUUUUCUUCCUAAUUCAUGAUCCGACUACGCUCAACUCCCAGGGUCCAGACACUGGUCUGCAAUAUAGAUCAGCUAUUUUCACCCACGACAAUGCACAAACUCAGAUAGCCAAGCAGGUGAGACAGGAAAUGCAGAAAAAAUGGUAUCCCCACGACAAUGUUCUGACUUCGAUCGAGCCUAUCAAGUGUUUCUAUGAUGCUGAGGAUUAUCACCAAAAAUACUUAUUUAAGAAUCCAGCUGGAUAUCAAUGUCCAACACAUUUCUUAAGAACAAGUCCGAAAUAA
Molecule: messenger RNA, 543 nt
Organism: Brettanomyces nanus
Lineage: Eukaryota; Fungi; Ascomycota; Pichiomycetes; Pichiales; Pichiaceae
Exons: 1
Coding region: 1-543 (180 amino acids)
Molecular function (GO): peptide-methionine (S)-S-oxide reductase activity
Source: RefSeq, a predicted model, not a curated record